Protobothrops mucrosquamatus (brown spotted pit viper) is the source of this 1330-nucleotide messenger RNA. It is a transcript of the gene ERI3, whose product is annotated as ERI1 exoribonuclease family member 3. The record is from RefSeq and is a predicted model, not a curated record. The transcript is spliced from 10 exons. Gene Ontology annotation, molecular function: 3'-5'-RNA exonuclease activity; nucleic acid binding. Bases 1 to 1008 code for a protein of 335 amino acids. Lineage: Eukaryota; Metazoa; Chordata; Lepidosauria; Squamata; Viperidae. Gene Ontology annotation, biological process: exonucleolytic trimming to generate mature 3'-end of 5.8S rRNA from tricistronic rRNA transcript (SSU-rRNA, 5.8S rRNA, LSU-rRNA).
AUGGCCAUCCUAACAUUGGGAAUGAAGAGUCAGUUUUCCAAUAAAUGUCACAAAGUUAUAAUUGAUGCAAAUUAUAUCAUUUUUGUGAAGAUGAUGCCAUACAGUGUCUUAGUUAUUCCCCAUCUGGUCUACGAUAACGGCGGGAACCUCAGUUGGGGUUGGUCGAGAUUGCUGUCGUUUAUAUUGAGUUCGAGGGUCAGAGGGCGCGAAGUUCCAGAUGCUACCAGGUGUUCAAUGAUCGUACUUCUCGGUUCAACAGCAGCAAGGCUUCACCUCAGAUUGUGCCCAAGAUUGAGGACUCCUCUGCUCUCCUUUCUGUUAUUUAGUGUUUUCCAGAGGAACAGCUCCACUAAAACCGGGAAACUGGCUUCUCACGGCUUUGCUUCCAUGGCAGCAAUGUCAUCCUUUCCCCCACAGAGGUAUCAUUACUUCCUAGUGUUGGAUUUUGAGGCCACGUGUGACAAGCCCCAGAUCCACCCUCAGGAGAUAAUUGAAUUCCCCAUCCUGAAGCUGAAUGGCAGGACAAUGGAAAUUGAAUCCACUUUCCACAUGUAUGUGCAGCCAGUGGUCCAUCCUCAGCUCACACCUUUCUGCACUGAGCUGACUGGAAUUAUUCAGGCUAUGGUGGAUGGACAACCUAGUCUCCAGCAAGUGCUUGAGAGAGUUGAUGAGUGGAUGGCAAAGGAAGGCCUUUUGGAUCCCACGGUCAAGUCUAUUUUUGUUACCUGUGGAGAUUGGGACUUGAAAGUAAUGUUACCUGGACAAUGCCAGUACUUAGGGCUUCCAGUUGCUGAUUACUUCAAACAGUGGAUUAAUCUCAAAAAGGCAUAUAGCUUUGCCAUGGGGAGCUGGCCAAAGAAUGGGCUGUUAGAUAUGAACAAAGGACUGAAUCUACAGCACAUAGGAAGGCCUCACAGUGGGAUAGAUGACUGCAAGAACAUUGCCAACAUCAUGAAGACGCUGGCUCACAGAGGGUUCAUCUUCAAGCAGACCUCCAAGCCCUUUUGAUUUCUGGGGCCGGCCGGACAGGGCUGCAUGCGGCCGGCUCCUGCUACAUGGGUGCGAUGGGCUGGAGCAUUCGAAUAACAGAAAGAGGACAGAGGAACGAGCAACCCCACGACUCCGUCAGUUUUGCUGUUCUGCCAGUAGAGGCUGUAUAUAUGGAACUGGAUUCUCUGUGUAGGCCUGAAGUGACUCCCUCUCUAGGGGCAGCUGCCUGCCCGGCCUGGUCCAGCCUGCAGCCCCCUAGGGCGCUUGCUCCACAUGGUUAGAGACGUAGAUUGUUUUCCCUUUUGUUGGCUUCUGAUUCCCCUUGGCGUCUUUCUCUCUC